Messenger RNA from Emys orbicularis (European pond turtle), 1365 nucleotides. RefSeq names its product zinc finger protein 664-like. Gene Ontology annotation, biological process: regulation of transcription by RNA polymerase II. Bases 1 to 1365 code for a protein of 454 amino acids. The transcript is spliced from 4 exons. Gene Ontology annotation, cellular component: nucleus. Gene Ontology annotation, molecular function: RNA polymerase II cis-regulatory region sequence-specific DNA binding; DNA-binding transcription factor activity, RNA polymerase II-specific. The record is from RefSeq and is a predicted model, not a curated record. Lineage: Eukaryota; Metazoa; Chordata; Testudines; Emydidae.
AUGGCUUCAAAGCUACAUCACAUCCCCGUCCUUCAGUUUCCUCAUCAGUACAAUGUGGAUAACAAAACCAGCCUAGCUCCCGGCUGGGACGAGGGAGAGAGCUCCCAGCUCUCCAGAGAUCCAAGGAAAGGCAGAUCCCGAGAGGUGCCCGCGCAGGUGAGGAAUCACUUAAAGCGACAGAGACGUGCCAUCGCAAGUGAUGGGACGGUGGAUGAGAACCAGGAGGAGAAUUCUCAGCAGGAAGCGCAGGCCAGAGAGGCUCAGAGAAAUGGUCAAUCAACCCAGCGUGGAGGAAGUCCAAAGGGACUUGGAGACGCAACAAAGACCCCUCCGGCACUGAACGCCUGCUGCCCCGACUGCAGUAAAAGCUUCCACCGUAGCUCAAACAUCGUCCAACAUCAGAGGACCCACACGGGUGAGCGACCCUACUGCUGUGCCGAGUGCGGAAAGAGCUUCAGCUACAGCUCCUCCCUCGUCAAACACCAGAGGACCCACACGGGCGAGCGACCCUACAAGUGUCCCAAUUGCGGGAAGGGCUUCAGCCAGAGCUCCAACCUGACAGAGCACCAGAAAACCCACAGCGCUGCCACACCGUACACGUGCCCCGACUGUGGGAAAGGCUUCAAGGUGAGGUCCAACUUCCUCCACCACCAGCGGGUGCAAACUGGGGAGCGGCCCUACCGGUGCACCGAGUGCGGGAAAGCCUUCACCCAGAGCUCCGACCUCAUGAAACACCAGCGGAGCCACACGGGCGAGAGACCCUAUCAAUGCCCUGACUGCGAGAAGCGCUUCACCCGCAACACGUACCUGGUCCAGCAUCGCUGGGCCCACACCGGUGAGCGCCCCUACCUCUGCCCUGACUGCGGGAAGGGCUUUGUGGUCAGCUCACGCCUCCUUGCCCACCAGAGGGUGCACACGGGAGAGACGCCCUACUGCUGCGCCCAGUGUGGGAAAGGGUUCAAGGUGCGGGCCAAUCUCCUGCACCACCAGGGGAUCCACACCGGGAACAAGCCUUUCAAAUGCCCGGAGUGCAAGAAAAGCUUCAGUCGCAGCUCCGACCUGCUCAUCCACCAGCGACUGCACACUGGGGAAAGGCCCUUCAAAUGCACCGAGUGCGGGAAGGGCUUCAGCCGCAGAUCGGACCUGGUGACGCACCACAGGAUCCACACAGGCGAGAAGCCCUACACAUGCCCCGAGUGUGGAAAGGGCUUCACGCAAAGGUCCCACCUGGGGGUCCACCAGAGAACCCACACCGGGGAGAGGCCCUGCCAGUGCGCGGACUGCGGGAGGAGCUUCAGUCAGAAAUCAGCCCUGGCUAAACAUCAGAGAGUGCACCUGGCAGAGAGGCACGAUCCACAGCCCUGA